AUGUUGAGAGAAUAUAAAUUAGUUGUUGUUGGAGGUGGUGGUGUUGGUAAAUCCGCUUUAACCAUUCAAUUGAUUCAAUCCCAUUUUGUUGAUGAAUAUGACCCAACUAUUGAAGAUUCUUAUCGUAAACAAUGUACUAUUGAUGAUCAACAAGUAUUAUUGGAUGUUUUAGAUACUGCUGGACAAGAAGAAUAUCUGGCCAUGAGAGAACAAUAUAUGAGAACUGGUGAAGGGUUUUUAUUAGUUUAUUCUAUUAAUUCAUUAAAUUCUUUCCAAGAAUUAAAUUCAUUUUAUGAUCAAAUUUUACGAGUCAAAGAUUCUGAUAAUGUUCCAGUUUUAGUUGUUGGUAAUAAAUGUGAUUUAGAAAUGGAAAGACAAGUUAGUUAUGAAGAUGGAUUAGCAUUGGCUAAUUCUUUCAAUUGUCCAUUUUUAGAAACUUCUGCUAAACAAAGAAUUAAUGUUGAAGAAGCAUUUUAUGGAUUAGUAAGAAAUAUUAAUCAAUAUAAUGCUAAAAUUGCUGAAGCUGAAAAACAACAACAACAGCAACAACAACAACAAAAUGCAAAUCAACAAGGUCAAGACCAAUAUGGACAACAAAAAGAUAAUCAACAAUCACAAUUUAAUAAUCAAAUAAAUAAUAAUAAUAAUACUAGUGCUGUUAAUGGUGGUGUAAGUAGUGAUGGAAUAAUAGAUCAAAAUGGUAAUGGAGGUGUUUCUUCUGGUCAAGCAAAUCUUCCAAAUCAAUCACAAUCACAAUCACAAAGACAACAACAACAGCAACAACAAGAACCACAACAACAAUCUGAAAAUCAAUUUUCUGGUCAAAAACAAUCUAGCUCUAAAUCAAAGAAUGGAUGUUGUGUUAUUGUUUGA
Candida albicans SC5314 is the source of this 873-nucleotide messenger RNA. It is a transcript of the gene RAS1, whose product is annotated as Ras family GTPase. The transcript has a single exon. Gene Ontology annotation, molecular function: GDP binding; GTP binding; GTPase activity. NCBI's taxonomy places the organism in Eukaryota, Fungi, Ascomycota, Pichiomycetes, Serinales, Debaryomycetaceae. Gene Ontology annotation, cellular component: plasma membrane. Gene Ontology annotation, biological process: signal transduction. The coding region runs from base 1 to 873 and encodes 290 amino acids. The record is from RefSeq and is a predicted model, not a curated record.